Molecule: messenger RNA, 1987 nt
Organism: Syngnathoides biaculeatus (alligator pipefish)
Lineage: Eukaryota; Metazoa; Chordata; Actinopteri; Syngnathiformes; Syngnathidae
Gene: mtrf1
Product: mitochondrial translational release factor 1
Exons: 9
Coding region: 526-1842 (438 amino acids)
Biological process (GO): translational termination
Molecular function (GO): translation release factor activity
Source: RefSeq, a predicted model, not a curated record
AAGCGUCAAGAACCCCCAAACUAUCCCCGACAUUUAUUAUUCCCAGGCUGAGGCUUCCCACUUUUUGAUUGAUACUGACAGCACUAUGCACUCACUUUCUUUUUUGGAUCAUAGUGAAAAACAAAUGUUAUUGUACAUUAAUCUCAGAGAUAACAUUUUCUAUCAAUGCAUUUAUGAGAUAGUUGUCGUUAGCUUGCUCGAAUAUAACGUUCGAUGAGUUACACGUUUCAUAUCUAAUUCUAUCGGCUGAGAUUAUGUGCUUGUUGUUGGCUUUCUAUAUACAGCAUUCGCACUAUUAAUUACUUUUAUUUUAAAUUUUAAAAGUUACGAAGCUAACGUACUACUACUAUAGUACACGACCCGGUAGUCACAUGACCUCUUCAGAAGGAAGUGCUCCGUUCUGUUUUGCCGAAUGCGGAAGUAAAUUGGGCAUAGACUCGUAUUAAAUUGAAGUAAGACCAAACCCAUCGUUAUUUAUGAUAUCUUGCGCGUCGUUUUCAUAAACAACAAAGAGUGCAUUGGCAAAUGUUUUCUCGUAGUUCGUGUCGCUUGCGUUCCGUCUUUUCCUGGGUAGUUUACAGCAACCUUAAAAGAGGACGGCGCAGGACAAUCUCAGGACACAGCAAAGCAAAGCAUGGGAACAUUUCAGUGACCCAAACAAGACGCCUCUCCCACAAAGAAAUUGGAGAGCUGUACGAAAACCAUUCUGUUCAAAUGUAUCUCCGGCAUCUCAUGGAGAAUCACCAAGCUCUCGGCCAGAUGUUGCAUCGUGCAAACCUAAGUGAAGCUGACAGGAAAGUAAUGGUGAUGAAACACGCUGAGGUGCAGCCUUUGGCAAAUGUCUUUCACAAUGUUGAACAGGCGCUGAAAGAGCUUGACGAAGUGCAGUCCAUUUUGAUUUCACCAAAUGGUUCGAAAGAUGAAGCUGAACAGUUUGCUCAGCUGCUGAAGGAAGAGGAAGCACUUAUCUCAGACAGGGUUUCAGCCUUAAAGAAAGAGUUAAUCAAAGCUCUAAUGCCGACUGACCCUCUGGACUCAAGUAAUGUUCUGCUGGAGGUUGUUGCAGGACGCACAACAGGAGGUGAUAUAUGUCAACAAUUCACCAGAGAAAUGUUUGACAUGUAUCAGGGUUUUGCCGCUUACAAGAACUGGGAUUUUGACACGUUGAACUACACGCCUGCCGACUACGGUGGUUUGCAUCACGCGGCUGUGCGCAUAGCUGGGGAGAAUGUGUACAGACAUCUCAAGCAUGAAGGGGGAACACACAGGGUGCAGAGGAUUCCCGAGGUGGGCCUGUCCUCCAGGAUGCAGCGCAUCCAUACUGGAACCAUGACUGUGAUCAUCCUGCCUCAGCCUGUUCAGGUGGAUGUAAGCAUCGACCCUAAAGAUCUGCGUGUUGACACGUUCAGAUCUCGAGGCGCUGGGGGUCAAAGUGUCAAUACAACGGAUAGUGCUGUACGCAUUGUUCACCUUCCCUCAGGUAUUACAGCAGAAUGUCAACAGAGCCGCUCUCAGUUGCAAAACAGAGACACUGCCAUGCGUGUGCUAAAGGCCCGCCUCUACCAGAGCAUGAUGGAUAAAGAGACCGAGCAGACUCAUUUGGCACGUAAGGAGCAGGUGGGAACACGCUCGCAGUCAGAAAGGAUUCGCACCUACAACUUCAGCCAGGAUCGAGUCACAGACCACCGUAAUGGCUACGUUUGCAGAGAUAUUAAGGAGUUCAUGCGAGGAGGAGAAGCCCUUGAUGACCUCAUCACGAUCGUCAUGGAACACGCAGAAAGGGAAGCUCUUCUGGACCUGGUGGAGAACAGCAGAAUAAGUUUGUACUCUUCUGCAGAUUGACACAGGCCACAGCUGCCUGUCAAGUUUGGGGCUUGAUAGUUUGUUGAAACGGGGAUAUGAGGCGUAAUCACAUUGCAGUUUAUUUCAUUUUUUUGUGUAAAUAUGUAUAUAUUUACAUUUUGAGGAUAAAUGUUUUAUUUGUAGA